This is a messenger RNA of Morus notabilis, 1408 nucleotides long. RefSeq names its product bidirectional sugar transporter N3. Bases 119 to 1033 code for a protein of 304 amino acids. The record is from RefSeq and is a predicted model, not a curated record. Lineage: Eukaryota; Viridiplantae; Streptophyta; Magnoliopsida; Rosales; Moraceae. Gene Ontology annotation, biological process: carbohydrate transport. Gene Ontology annotation, cellular component: membrane. Gene Ontology annotation, molecular function: sugar transmembrane transporter activity. The transcript is spliced from 6 exons.
GAAUAGAAAAGGCUAGUACAAUUCUCUUAAACCUUGCUCUUCUCAGUUUUCAAUUUUGUUUUUGAGAGAGAGAGACAGAGAAAGAGAGCGAGAGCAAUACCCAGGUAAUCUAGAAGACAUGGCCGCCUUUGCAACUGACAAUCUUGGGGUUUUCAUCUUUGGCCUCCUAGGAAACGUCACUUCCUUGAUCGUUUUUCUGGCCCCAGUACCAACAUUUUACCGAGUGUAUAAGAAGAAAUCAACAGAAGGGUUCCAAUCGGUUCCAUAUGUGGUUGCACUAUUCAGCGCCAUGAUGUGGCUCUAUUAUGCAACCCUCAAGUCUGAUUUAAUCCUCCUUAUCACCAUUAACUCGGUUGGCUGUGUCAUUGAGACCAUCUACAUUGCCCUGUACAUUGCUUAUGCAACAAAACAAGCAAGGAUUUUCACUUUGAGGUUGAUUCUUCUGUUGAACUUUGGAGGGUUUUGUUUGAUUCUUUUGCUCUCCCACUUCUUAGCAAAAGGAUCACUCAGAGCCACAGUUCUCGGAUGGGUCUGUACAAGUUUUGCUGUCAGCGUCUUUGCAGCACCUUUAAGCAUAAUAAGAGUGGUUAUUCGCACAAAGAGCGUGGAGUUUAUGCCACUUCCUCUUUCCUUCUUUCUCACACUAAGCGCCACUAUGUGGCUAAUGUAUGGCCUAAUGCUGAAGGAUUUGUGCGUGGCGAUUCCAAACGUCAUGGGCCUGAUCUUUGGGGUACUUCAAAUGGUACUGUAUGUAAUCUAUAGGAAAAACAAGACAGUGCUUGUUGAGGAACAAAAGGUACAAGAACAAAUCAAAGCCGAUAUUGAGAAGGCUGAGACAAUCAUAAUGGCCGAGGUACAAGUAAUAAGCACAGAAUCCAAUAACAACAACGAAAGCAAGGAAAAGGAAAAGAUUAAUCACGAGAAUUUCAUUAACAACAGCAGCAAUCAAUUUGCGCACGCCCAAACACACCACUGUGUUUUCAACAGGGAAGCCCCACUUACCCCGUGCCAAGCAAUCAAAUGUGAAGCUUAAUUUUGGGCCUCACUUGGAGUAUUCCUAAUGCCCCGUUCGGCCUUUGCUUAUCUUAUGCCCUCUCUUCUCUCUCUUAAUUUGCAUAAGAAUCAUAUAUAUGUAACUCUCUCUCUCUCCCCCUCACUAUAUAUCACCAUGUGAUAUAUUUGUUGAAAACAUGUACGUAGAGGACGACGGUGUACAUACGGUCUUCUUUAUUAAGUUAAAUUGGUGCACCUAAUUGAUCAACUUUUUGUGUCCGACACCGUGGUACGGCAAUUAUGCUUUUUCAACGGUGGAGGGCAAAAAAGUGGUCAAUGACUGUACUAUAUAUUAAUGUUACUAAAUUACUUUAAUGAAUAAAAUAUCUAUAUUUGUGUGUUUGUAAAUUUGUGU